UUUUUUUUUUCUUUUUUCUACUCUUGAUUCUUUCUUGACCUGUCAACGAACACCAAUGAAUAUUUCCAAUCCCAUUGGUGCCGAGAUCGAUUCAGUGUCGUUCUCUUUUUACGACCCUCAAGAGAUCAGAAAGAUUUCUGUCAAACAAAUUGUCAAUCCCGUCCUCUUCGAUGCUCUUGGUCACCCUACUAAAGGUGGUUUAUACGAUGCUGCUCUCGGUCCUUAUCAAAAGUCCCAAAUUUGUGGUACUUGUACUCAAACUUACACCAAUUGUCCAGGUCAUUUUGGUCAUAUUGAUCUUCCUAUUCCUGCAUACAAUCCAAUGUUCUUUGACAAUCUUUAUGCUGUUUUACGUGCUCACUGUGUUCAUUGUCAUCACUUCCGUCUGGGCGAAACCAAGCAAAAGAAGACUUCGGCUCAACUUAAACUAUUAGAAAAUGGUUUAGUCCGUGAAGCUCAAGCUAUAGACGAAUUUUAUGUCCAAAUCGAUACAUCCAAAUCCAAGAAAAAGGACCCUGAAAAUCUGGAAGAUCGCAUGGAAAGGGGUGAAGAUGUCUUUGCUUCUGCUGAAGAAUAUGAAGCUCAUUUAGACAAAUAUGUCAAAGAUUGUCUAACUGAUCCUGAAAUCCGAGCUUACUCUGCUGCCAAUUACAAAGUCACUGUCAUCAACGAAGUACGAAAAUCUAUCAUGAUGGAUUUUAUGCGUCGCUGUCUCGCCACUCGUCGAUGUGAACAUUGUAAUAGUAUCUCACCUCCUUUCCGUCGUGAUGGUGCUGCAAAGCUUUUCCAAGCACCUUUACCCAAGAAAGAACAACAUUUGAUGGAAGCCAAACAUGGAUCUCACAACAAAAACAAUCCUAGUGUGCAACGUUUUUUGACACCUUACGAAGUACGCAAGAUGGUACAACAACUUUUUGAAACUGAUUCAUCUAUGACCACUCUUCUUUUCGGUGCUCGUAAUCCUCAUGUUCCAACUCAUAUCAAGAAGGCCUCUUAUCAUAUGUUCUUUAUCGAAGUCUUGGCUGUAUCUCCUACUCGAUUCCGUCCUCCCUCGGUGAUGGGUGAUAAAGUAUUCGAAUCUCCUCAAAAUGAUUUACUUAGCGCUAUUCUUCAGAAUGCCCAUCAAGUACGUGAUUACUCAGACUCAUUACAAGCUGCUGCUGAUGAAGAUCCUAUGGAUAAGGAAAAAGUACAACGUCUUCGCACUACAUUUGUCGAUGUGAUUAUUAAACUUCAACAUGCUGUCAAUUCAUUUAUUGAUUCUACGAAGAAUCCUACUCAAGUUCCUCAAGGUGCAACUAAUCCUCCUGGUAUUCGUCAAGCUCUUGAAAAGAAGGAAGGUUUAUUCAGAAAGCAUAUGAUGGGUAAACGUGUAAAUUAUGCUGCUCGUUCCGUCAUCUCUCCUGAUCCAAACAUUGAAACUUCUGAAAUUGGUGUUCCUCCAGUCUUUGCCAAAAAGUUGACUUAUCCUGAACCUGUGACUCCAUAUAACAUCAAUGAAAUGCGUCAAGCUGUGAUCAAUGGUCCUUUUCAAUGGCCUGGUGCUACUCAUGUUCAAAAUGAAGAUCAAUCUGUGGAUGUCUUAGCCAAUCUUAGUAUGGAAUCUCGUAUUGCUUUAGCCAAUUCGUUGCUUGCUCCUCAAGCCUCUACUGAUGCUCAACCUGGUGCCAAUCCUUAUCCUACUCGCACACAAACUGUUAACAAAAAGGUGUUCCGUCAUUUACGUAAUGGUGAUAUGCUUCUCCUCAAUCGUCAACCUACUCUUCACAAACCUUCCAUUAUGGCUCAUAAAGCUCGUGUCUUACCUGGUGAAAAGACGAUUCGUAUGCAUUAUGCCAAUUGUAACACAUACAAUGCUGAUUUCGAUGGUGAUGAAAUGAAUAUUCACUUUCCUCAAAAUGAAAUUGCUCGUGCUGAAGCUGCCUUGAUUGCUAAUACCGACAAUCAAUACUUGGUACCCACUAGUGGUGAUCCUCUCCGCGGUUUGAUUCAAGAUCACGUUAUAUCUGGUGUAUGGAUGACUGCUCGUGAUACCUUCUUCACUCGUGAUGAAUAUCAACAAUUACUCUAUGGUUCUUUACGUCCUGAACAAGAUGGUACUGGUAAUGGUCGUAUUUUGACUCUUCCUCCUACUAUUUUUAAACCUCAACCUCUAUGGACUGGUAAACAAAUUAUUUCUACUGUGUUGAUGAACUUGACUUGGGGAAAAUCACAAUUGAACAUGACUUCCAAAAGCAAAGUACCUGGACGUUAUUGGGGUCCUGAUGCUACUGAAGAAGCUGAAGUACUUGUGAUGGAUGGUGAAUUGGUGCGAGGUAUUUUAGAUAAAUCUCAAUUUGGUGCCACUGCUUUUGGUCUUGUACACUCUGUUUAUGAAUUAUAUGGUGCUGAAUCUGCUGGUAAACUUCUCAGUAUCUUUGGUCGUCUAUUUACAAAAUACAUUCAAUUCCGUGGCUUUACUUGUCGUAUGGAUGAUUUACUUUUGACGACUGAAGGUGAUGCUUGGCGUCGUGAUUUACUGGAUAAAGGUUAUGCUCUUGGUAAAGAAGCUCAUUUGGAAUAUCUUGGUUUGGCAGAAACAGCGAAAACAGCUUCUAGUGAAGUACUUGAAAAAGAAUUUAAAUUACGUAUGGAAGAAGUGGCUAGGGAUGAUGAUAAAUUGGCUGGUCUUGAUAAUGCUAUGAAAUCCAAGGUGAACAAAUUAACAAGUUCCAUUACUGAAAAAUGUUUACCAAAUGGUCUUGUACGAAAAUUCCCUGAUAAUGACAUGCAAAUGAUGACUGUAUCUGGUGCCAAGGGAUCCAAUGUCAACGUAGCACAAAUCUCAUGUUUAUUGGGUCAACAAGAAUUAGAAGGUCGUCGUGUCCCUCUUAUGGUAUCAGGUCGCUCUUUACCAUCUUUCCGUCCUUAUGAUACAAGCGCUCGUGCUGGUGGUUAUGUUACUGGUCGGUUCUUGACUGGUAUCCGUCCUCAAGAAUACUAUUUCCAUUGUAUGGCUGGUCGUGAAGGUUUGAUUGAUACAGCUGUCAAGACAUCUCGUUCCGGUUAUCUUCAACGCUGUUUGAUCAAACAUUUAGAAGGUUUGAAGGUACAUUAUGAUCAUACUGUGCGUGAUUCUGAUGGUUCAGUAUUACAAUUCCACUACGGUGAAGAUUCCCUGGAUGUGAUCAAGGCCAAAUAUUUGGAGAAAUUCAGCUUCUCUGCUCAUAACUUUGAAACCCUAUCUCAAAAGUACAAUCCCAAGGCUGCUUUAUCAAGUUUGGAAACUAAGGAAGGUGAAUCUUAUGCAAAGAAGGCUCUCAAGAAACCCAACAAAUAUGAUCCUGCUUUAUCUAUUUACAAUCCUGGUAAACAUCUUGGUGUCGUAUCCGAACGAUUUGCUAUGGGUAUGCAGAAAUAUAUCGACAAUAAUCCCGACAAGAUGCCAUUCGAAAAAGAUGCAGUGCUCACCAAAGAAAAUGAACGUUUCAACAAUUUGAACAAGAGCAAAUUCAAAGCAUUGAUGCAUCUCAAGUACUUACAUAGUUUGGUCGAUGCUGGUGAAGCUGUAGGUCUUUUGGCUGCUCAAUCUGUUGGUGAACCCUCUACUCAAAUGACCUUGAACACUUUCCAUUUUGCUGGUUAUGGUGCUGCUAACGUAACUCUUGGUAUUCCUCGACUUCGUGAAAUCAUCAUGACUGCUGCGUCUCAAAUUAAGACACCUACUAUGUUGUUACCUCUUCGCACAGAUAUUCAAGAUGCCAAUGUUGCCAGUCAAUUCUGUAAGGCCGCUUCCAAGCUCACAUUAGCUCAACUGGUCGAUGAUGUUGCUGUCACCGAAACCACAACUGCUAAAUCAUCUCUCACUAAUUAUCGACGCUCCAAGGUGUAUACCAUCCGACUCAAUCUGUUCGCUGAAAGUGAAUACACUGAAGAAUACCGUGCCACCAAGAAACAGGUCAAAACUACUCUCGCCACUAGCUUUAUCAAGAGAUUAGAAGAAGCCAUUCGAAAAGAUAUUAAGGGCCGAAAGAUGACAAAUAUAAAUGAAGGUCAAAAGACUUCUGGAGCCGACAAGGAAUAUGCUAUGAAUGAAGAUUUGGGGGCGGAUGCAGCACAAGCUACUGAAGAGAAUGAUGGAGAUGCUACUGAUGCUCGACUUGCAUCCAAAUCCAAACAGCGGGCAUCUUAUGAUGACGAUGAUGAGGAUGAUAUAAAUCCUGCAGACAAAACAUUGGAAGAUGAAGAAGCCGAAUUGGAAGAUGCCAUCAACAAGGAAGGUGAUGAUGACGAUGAUGAUGAAGAUAUGGAAAAUCGACGUACGAAGCGAAAGGAAUCUGAUAGUUUGGAAGAACAAGCUGUACAAAGAGCCAACUAUGUGACUCGAUGGUCCUUUGAUGAUACGAAUGGUGCAUGGUGUGAAAUGGAUAUGCAAUUCCCUGCUGGUACUAAGAAGAUUUUGAUGGUCAAUUUGGUGGAAACUGCUUGUGCCAAUGUCAUUGUACAUGAAAUUCCUGGUAUUCAACGAUGUUUCGAAUAUGUUAAUCCUACAGAAAAUGAUACCUCAAAACGACUUCAAACUGAAGGUGUGAAUUUACGUGGUAUGUGGGCUUAUAGUGAUUUGAUUGAUAUUGAUUACCUCGACACAAAUGAUAUUGCGGCCAUUUUACGAACAUAUGGUGUGGAAGCUGCAAGAAAUGCUAUCAUCAAGGAAGUGGCUAGUGUAUUCGGUGUUUAUGGUAUCAAGGUGGAUCGUCGCCAUUUGACCGUGAUUGCGGAUUAUAUGACCUUUGAAGGUGGAUACAAACCAUUCAGUCGUAUUGGUAUUGGUUCCAAUGUAGCACCAUUCUUAAAGAUGAGUUUUGAAUCUACUUGUAAAUUCUUGAACGAUGCAGUGAUUGCUGGUGACUAUGAUACUUUAGAAUCACCGUCAUCUCGUAUUGUACUUGGUAAAGUGGUAGAAGGGGGUACCGGAUCAUUUGAAGUCUUACAACCUUUGGUGCAAACUGCAUAGAUAUAGACUACAUAGUUUUUUUUUGUUAUUAUUAUUAUUAUUAUCAUUUUAUUAUUUUUCUCUUUAUGUUCAUACUUUUUUUUUAUCUCUCAUACAAAAACGCAUUAUUUUUUUUUCUUUCUAUAGUACUACUUUAUCAGAAAUGUGAAAUAAAAGAAAUCAGAAAAUUCAUUCAUAUCUU
Messenger RNA from Halteromyces radiatus, 5174 nucleotides. RefSeq lists its product as uncharacterized. The coding region runs from base 56 to 4993 and encodes 1645 amino acids. Gene Ontology annotation, cellular component: RNA polymerase I complex. The transcript has 9 exons. Gene Ontology annotation, biological process: DNA-templated transcription. NCBI's taxonomy places the organism in Eukaryota, Fungi, Mucoromycota, Mucoromycetes, Mucorales, Cunninghamellaceae. Gene Ontology annotation, molecular function: DNA binding; DNA-directed RNA polymerase activity. The record is from RefSeq and is a predicted model, not a curated record.